AUGGCCAAGACACUGCUGAUCACGGGCGCCACGGGCAAGCAGGGCGGCGCCGUCGUCGACGCAGUGCUAGGCCUCAAUAAGAAGGGCGAGCAGUUCACCAUCCUCGCCGUCACGCGCAACCCGUCGUCGCCCAGCGCCCAGCGGCUGGCGGACAAGUCGCCCGACGUCAAGCUGGUCGAGGGCGACCUCAACGACGUGCCGGCGCUGUUCGUGGCGGCCAAGCGCGCCCACGACCAGCCCAUCUGGGGCGUCUACUCGGUGCAGGUGUCCAUGGGCCCCGGCGCCACCGUCGACGGCGAGGUCAAGCAGGGUACUGCCCUCAUCGACAGCGCCAUCGAGGCCGGCGUCAAGCACCUUGUCUACAGCAGCGUCGAGCGCGGCGGCGACAAGGCCUCGUGGGACAACCCGACCCCCAUCCCGCACUUCCAGACCAAGCACCAAAUCGAGCUGCACUUGCGCAACGCCACCGCCCCCGGCACCCCCGGCGCCGCCAUGGGCUGGACCAUCCUGCGGCCCGUCGCCUUCAUGGACAACCUGGCCCCCGGCUUCCCCACCAAGGUGUUCCUGGCCUCGCUGCGCAACCACCUCGGCGAGAACGACAAGCCGCUGCAGUGGAUCGCCACGUCCGAUAUUGGCGUCUUCGCGGCCAAGGCCUUUGCCAACCCGGCCGAGUGGGACCACCGCGCCGUCGGCCUAGCCGGCGACGAGCUGACCAUGGAGCAGCUCAGCCGCGCCUUUGCCCGCGCCACGGGCAGCCCGGCGCCCAUCACGUACUCGCUGCUGGGCUCCGCCCUCACCUUCGCCGUCAAGGAGAUGGGCACCAUGAUCGCCUGGUUCGCCAGCAACGGCUACGGCGCCGACAUUGCCGCCCGCCGCAAGGACUACCCGGGCCUGCUCACCAUGGAGCAGUGGCUGAAGGACAAGAGCGGGUUUGCCACCAAGUAG
Molecule: messenger RNA, 945 nt
Organism: Lasiosphaeria miniovina
Lineage: Eukaryota; Fungi; Ascomycota; Sordariomycetes; Sordariales; Lasiosphaeriaceae
Exons: 1
Coding region: 1-945 (314 amino acids)
Cellular component (GO): nucleus
Source: RefSeq, a predicted model, not a curated record